Priapulus caudatus is the source of this 1680-nucleotide messenger RNA. RefSeq names its product meiosis 1 arrest protein-like. NCBI's taxonomy places the organism in Eukaryota, Metazoa, Priapulida, Priapulimorpha, Priapulimorphida, Priapulidae. The record is from RefSeq and is a predicted model, not a curated record. The transcript has 12 exons. Gene Ontology annotation, biological process: male meiosis chromosome separation; meiosis I; spermatogenesis. Bases 1 to 1680 code for a protein of 559 amino acids.
AUGGCAUUGCCAUUUCUACCUGCUGCUGACAUCCUGCCAGCACUCCAACAACUGGAACAGAGGGCAGCAUCACCUCAACUUCAACAACUGGUGAGGUAUGCUAGUUUGGAAAGAGUCAUUGCACUAUGCAUUUGUGAUAGCAGUGGAUCACUAGGAUUUGAUCUCAACUUCUCUACUGGCACAGCACAUAUCGUGUUAGUUGACUUUGGAAUUGAUCUUGAUGCUGAUACAUGCUAUAACAUACAGCAAGCUCUAGAACACCUGUUUUCCAUCGUCUGCACUUUACCUGGACCAUGUCGCGUUCCUUUUUUCGGACUGCUUGCUACUACAGAUUCUUAUCCAGAAGUUGUCUUCCCAUUGCAACACAUCAAAGGUGCUUCGAGUUUCACCAGGCUCCAUGCAGCCCUUGUCGAGCUGUGCAACAUGCAGCAUGGGGAGUGGCUGCGGCUGGGAGCAGCCGGUGACGCGAGCCGGGGAACAGAUGUGCUACUGCAGAGCCUUCAUGAAGCCAUAAGCCAGUUCAAAAGACAAUCGCAAAAUCUGCUACAGACGGCUGGAUCGUGGUCACAACUCGAGAUAACCGUGUUUACGAGCAAGCAGGGUUUAUCACUGGUCAAGCCUUUGGAGAAGUUCAUCAAAGACCUCAAUCUGGACAACCUCAAGAAGAUGCAGGUCGUGUCGUUGCUAAGUGACAGAGAUGAUACUCGGUUGCUCAGCACCGAAGCAGCAGGAAUAGAAUCUUGCAGUCAGACGAGUGAAGUGUCCGACAGCUCGGGUGACAGUGGUGCCACCGCAGGCACGCUUGAGCUACUGCAGGUAGAGUCAGAUCUACUCAGUUUGGAAAACUUCUUCAAAAUGUGGCUCAUGGAUUCCGGUACGGACAGGGAGCAUCUCCACAUCACGUUGCCAGAGGUCAGCACAGCACAGGACAGGAUGUGGCCACUGGUCUUGAAGUGCGACAUGCAGGAGAGAAUACUUGAUCCAAGUCUCAUUCCCUUCGCUUCAUGUUAUAAACUGCACCAGGAGACACCGCUGCGCAGCCUGCCUUCCAGCUGCAGUGCAAGACCUAGCGCCCCCUAUCUGCCUGUCCGCACACUACGAGCACUAUCACUCAUAAAGCAAGAUGGCCUGUGUGAGAGUGUGCUCUAUGGACUGCCCCUGAUAGUAAAAGCCACGUCAUGUUGGAAGAUGGACUGGGAUGACCUGGAGGACAACCAGCAGACCUUCAAUGCUUUCUGCUGCUUAUUGAAGGAAAAGAAGCUUGCACUGCUGGCGUGCUUAACGCCGGAAACAGAAGCUACGUCCAAUAUCGUGGCACCUAGUGGUCAUUUUGUGCUGCUACCAUCGCCAGGACCAACACUGCUGCUGAAGUCGGUAGCUGUUAGAGAGCUGCUGCUGCCCACUGAGGUGUGUGCAGGCCAAGUGGAGCCACCAACCGAUGUCCAGCAAACGGUUGCAGAGAGCAUUGACAAGCUUCAUCAGUUCGAUAUCUACAACCCGUUGCUGGUGCAAUCACGUCUGUAUGGCAGUCUCUCAGCGAGCCUUGUGAAGUCAAACCUACCCUCCACCGCCGCGCAAUCUCCUUUUCCCGUCAGCAAAGAGAGUCAGCACCAGCCAACCAGGGAGGAAAGAAGAGGCACGACGCUCAAGAGGCGCGGCACGGCCACGAGCUUCGGAUAA